This is a messenger RNA of Scleropages formosus (Asian bonytongue), 4328 nucleotides long. It is a transcript of the gene gigyf1a, whose product is annotated as GRB10 interacting GYF protein 1a. Gene Ontology annotation, cellular component: cytosol. The record is from RefSeq and is a predicted model, not a curated record. Gene Ontology annotation, molecular function: protein binding. Bases 777 to 3908 code for a protein of 1043 amino acids. The transcript has 25 exons. NCBI's taxonomy places the organism in Eukaryota, Metazoa, Chordata, Actinopteri, Osteoglossiformes, Osteoglossidae. Gene Ontology annotation, biological process: insulin-like growth factor receptor signaling pathway.
CCUGUAGAUCAGAAAACUGUGGCAGAUCGCGGCGAAUAUGCUGCGGCUCGGCCUGCGGCUGCGCUGCCUAAGCGGCCGUUAGUGGACCGACUGGCCAGGGAGGGUCCGCGCCGCUACCUGUACCUGUGCUCGGCCGGUCACAGCGAUCCUUUAAUCGCAACGCUCCACACGCUGUCUUUUAUUUACCGAGUACAGCAGGAGAGAGGUGAAAUAUACUGCGUCUCUGAACGAAGCCGGUGCCCCUACCUUCUCUACCGAUCGUGUGUGCGGUGACUGACUGAACGAGGCGAAACAACAACACCACCACCUCCGUUUUGAGGGAACGAGGAAGGAAGAGGAAGAAAACACAGAGAAAGGACUCUGAACCACUUGGUGUUGAGGGGGAGAGGAAGAAGAGCAGGAGGGGAGAGACUCGCGUGUGCUCGAUUCAGCUGUUCCCCUUAGUUUUAUUUUUAAAGCCUUCGGUUAACUUUGUUCUGAUUACUGUUUUACAUUGUUACAGCUGUUCACUACUGUUCUUUGACAUUUUUGUUGUAUUCGAGGGGGUUUUUUUUUUCCAAUUUAUUUUUGCUCGAGAGCCACUGCUUCGGUUCCUCCUCCGUCCCCCAUCUCAGAUCAGGCAGCUAUUCCCCCUGUUUUUGGGGAUCCCUGUGAGCAGCAGCAACACCACUCAGCCUUCUCACCCAAGCCUAACCGAGACCCAGCCUGGUGCAGCUCGCUCCGCCCUGGUCCGCUCCCCUGGACAGAAAACACCAAUUCUUGUGGACAAGAGGAAUAUGACUGCUGAGACUCUCAACUUCGGCCCAGAAUGGCUUCGUGCACUGUCCAGUGGUGGAAGUGUGACGUCCCCUCCCCCCUCCCCUGCCAUGCCAAAGUACAAGCUGGCCGAUUACCGCUACGGCCGAGAGGAGAUGUUAGCACUUUAUAUCAAAGACAACAAGGUCCCAGAAGAAAUGCAAGAUAAGGAGUUUGCAGCUAUUCUGCAGGAUGAACCUUUACAGCCACUGGCCCUCGUGCCCUUGACUGAAGAGGAGCAGAGGAACUUUUCCAUGUCUGUGAAUAGUGUGGCUGUGCUGAGGCUCAUGGGGAAAGGAGGGGGGGCCAUCCCGGCAGGUGUGACCAGAGGCCGAGGCAGCACACGAGGUGGCAGAGGGCGAGGCAGAGGUGACAGCGGAUUCUACCAAAGAAGUAUUGAGGAUGCUGAAGUGGGCUUUGGACGAAGUGCAAGAGAGAUCCAUCGCAGCCAGAGCUGGGAUGACCGGGGUGAGCGCCGUUUUGAAAAGCCUGCCCGCCGGGAUGGGGUGCGUGUCGCCUUUGAGGAGACUGGUGCUGGAUCAAGGAAGGACUACGCCCGUGCGGACAGUGAGAACUGGCGCACCCUUCGUGAAGAACAGGAAGAAGAGGAUGCAGGGACUGAGCCUGCAGGCAGCUGGAGGGUGGCAGGUGUCCGUCGUGAUGAUGGGGGUCCUCGUUCUGCAGGGUGGCGGGAGCAUGGUGGCUCUGUAGAUGGCCGGCGCCGGAAGUUUGAUUUUGACUUCCGAGAGCACCCAGAGGGGGGGCGCCGGCGUGCAGGAAGUGAGGGUCCAGAGGAAGACCGAGAUGGCCUGCCGGAGUGGUGCACAGACGAAGAGGAUGGAGAGAUGGGCACCUUUGAUUCAUCUGGGGCAUUUCUCCCAAUCAAGAAGGGCUCCAAAGAUGCCAUUCCUGAGGAGCAGAGGCUGGAUUUCCAGGGUUUGGAAGAGGAGGAGGAGGAGAACAGCCUGACUCAGCACAGGAAAGAGAGUGGAACAGAGAAAGCUGAAGAGAAAGAGCCAGCUGUAACCUGUGACAGAGAAGUAAAGUCUACAGCCCCACCUUCUCCACCUGCCAUUUCAUCCCCUCCUGCUUCUGUGGCAGAGUCCCAGUCCCCCCUCAUUGAGCCGGAUCCCCCCCAGGUGUCCCAGGCCCCCAGCAUACGCCCUGCUAAGGCCAACAAGAUGCCAAAUGAAGAGGGUGCCUCUGCAGGGGGUCCCACUCAGCUAAGCCCUGGUUCCUCCUCUAGCCUGCCUUCAUCACCGCCCUCCUCUGCUGCUACAGACCUCCCACCACUGGUGGGUGACACCGAGGAUGAUGAGGGCUUGAAGCACUUGCAACAGGAGGCGGAGAAGAUGGUGGCAUCACUGCAGGACAGCUCCCUGGAUGAGGAGAGCUUCACACAGACCCUGCAGGACAGAUGCAACACUGCUGCUGCCCUGCCCCUGUCUCAUGAGGCUGCCAUGAAGUGGUUUUACAAGGACCCGCAAGGCGAGAUCCAGGGUCCUUUCACCACCCUGGAGAUGUCAGAGUGGUUCCAGGCAGGCUACUUCAGUAUGACGCUACUUGUUAAAAGGGGCUGUGAUGAGGGCUUCCAGCCUCUGGGGGACGUCAUCAAAAUGUGGGGUCGUGUGCCUUUUGCUCCGGGGCCGUCCCCCCCGCCCCUGCUGGUGAGACAGCCCCUGUGCCCCAUUGCGGCGCAGGGUCCUGCUGGCAACAUGGACCAGGAGAGGCUGAAGAAGCAACAGGAACUGGCAGCAGCAGCAGCCCUCUUCCAGCAGCUCCAGCAGCAACAGCAGCUCUUCCAGCUUAUUAACAGGUGUGGAGAGCAGGGUAUGAUGCCUUCAAUGAACAGAUCAAUGUCAGUGCCAGAUACAGGGUCCAUGUGGGACAUGCAUACCUCAGCUUCACAGCAAUCAGGCGGUGAAGCCAGUUUGUGGGACUUAACAAUGAAUACUUCAACUCAGGGUCCAACUCUCGAACAGCUUCAGAAGCUCCAGCAGGAGAGACGAGAUGCCGAACUCAGGGCAAAACGUGAGGAGGAGGAGCGAAAGCGCAGAGAGGAAAAAAGGAGGCAGCAGGAGGAGCAGAAGAGACGGGAGGAAGAAGAGCUCUACCGUCGGAAACAAUGCCGGCAGCAGCAGGAACUGAUCCUGAAGCUGCUUCAACAAACCCAGCAACAGUCAACUCAGUCAGGCUCGGCAUGGAGUGGGGGCCCAGGAGCAGCAUUGUCCAAGCCUGGCAAGGCCAUGAGUGUGCUGGAGCUGCAGCAGGAGGCUGAGCGACAGCUUCACAAACAACAGAGAGUCCAGCAGCAGCAGAGAGACAGGCACGGAGGCAUGUCACUGGGGAGUCCUGGUGUGUCGGCCCUUGGGGGGCAAUGGGGCGAGACGGCUGGCAGCCUGUGGGCCAGUGGGAGCAUGGAGAGCAAGACUGGGGGCAGUGGAAUGGGCCUGUGGGAUGAAGCUGUGAAGAACCAGGCCAGCCUGCGCAAUAUGGGCCUUAAGACUAGCCGCAGCAGCCCGUCCCUCAGUGAGCCAUACCUGCUUAACCGGCGGAAGCGCACAGAGGAAGAGGACAAGUUGCUGAAGUUGCUGCAGGGCAUGAAGCCACAGGAUGGGUUCACCACCUGGUGUGAGCAAAUGUUGCAUGCGCUCAACACCUCACCCAACAAUUCCUCCUCCUCACUUGAUGUCGCCACAAUUGUUGCGUACCUGAAGGAGGUGGAGUCCCCUUACGAUGUGUUGGAUUUCAUCCGCUCUUACCUGGGGGACACCGUGGAAGCCAAAGAGUUUGCCAAACAGUUCCUGGAGCGCCGUGCCAAACAGAAAGCCAACCACCAGAGACAGCAGCAGCAGCUGUCAAAGGAAGUAGCUGGACUUACAAUGAACUUCCCCAUACAGGACUCAAUGCGUGGCAUGAACCCAGCCUUGCAGUCGAUGUUCCAGUCAGCCCACAUGGGGAAGGUUGGCGUCUACGACGGUCAGAGUGGGAAGAUGAUGAAGAAGAAGCAGUCCAUGAUGUUGCACUCCGAUCCCAGCAUCUUAGGGUACUCAUUCCACAGCGCUGGGGACCGGCUGAGCCUGGGCGAGAUGGAGAUGGUGGAGGAGUACUGAUCCACAGCAAUAGCUACCUGAGGCCUUUGUCUGACACUCAGACACCCUGAUGACGAAUGUGCACUGCUAGGGGAGGAGCCAGAGGGGCAGGUGGGGGUUUGGGCAGGGUACUGGACAACUGGUCACAACCCACCAUCCCCAGCCCAACCCCACUCCAGGACAGAGAGGGGGUCACCCCUCCAUGGUGAGGUGAAGGGGUAGGGGAGCUGUGAGGAGAGGGCAUCCUCUGGCACUUAUUACAGUAAGCACCUUAAACUAACUACUGCACUUUAUUAAGAGGGAUUUGAAUAGGGGUUUUGUUUCUUUUUAAGAACACAAGGGGGUGUGUGUGUGCGUGCGUGGGUGUGCGCACGAUUAUAUAGAACUGGAAGGUUACAUUUCUUAUGAAAAUAGUCAAAAGGUGGGUGUAUGAAGUUUUGG